AGUAGUAUUUUGACAGGCAUUCAUUCUCUUUUAAGAUUGUGAAACAAGUUCUCUGUAGUCUGCAAUCAUGGUUUCAACAACUACUGUGUCUGCAAUGAUAUUGGCCACCACUGCAGUAGCAUCAACACAGAGUACUGCUCUGACAGAGUACAUGUGGCUGCUGAUCAUCGGCUUUAUCAUCGCCUUCAUCUUAGCCUUUUCUGUGGGUGCCAAUGAUGUUGCCAACUCAUUUGGUACCGCUGUGGGCUCUGGAGUGGUCACCUUGCGACAGGCAUGCAUUCUAGCCACAGUGUUUGAAACACUGGGAUCUGUGCUCCUUGGGGCCAAAGUGAGCGAAACCAUCCGUAAGGGUAUUAUAGACGUCGGCAUGUACAAUGGCACGGAGUAUGUGUUGAUGGCUGGAUCCAUCAGUUCCAUGUUUGGUUCUGCUGUGUGGCAGCUGGCCGCCUCCUUCCUUAAGCUCCCUAUCUCUGGAACACACUGCAUUGUUGGUGCUACUAUCGGCUUCUCGUUGGUUGCCAGAGGGCAGCAGGGAGUCAAGUGGCUUGAACUCCUUCGUAUUGUUGGUUCCUGGUUCUUGAGUCCCCUGCUGUCUGGAAUAAUGUCAGGCAUUGUUUUCUACUUUGUGCGCAUGUUCAUCUUGCACAAGAAAGACCCUGUGCCUAAUGGAUUGAGGGCCCUGCCUGUCUUUUAUGCCAUGACUAUGGGAAUCAACCUGUUCUCCAUCAUGUUCACUGGAGCGCCGAUGCUGGGAUUUGACAAGAUCCCUUGGUGGGGCACCCUGCUCAUCUCGUUGGGCUUUUCUCUGCUGACUGCCAUUAUGGUCUGGUUUUUCGUCUGCCCUCGCCUCAAGAAGAAGAUCGAACGAGAUAUCAAGUCUUCCAGCCCCUCUGAGAGCCCCCUGAUGGAGAAGAGAGAGUUGAGAGAGGCUCACUGUCCAAUCCUGAAACAGACUGCACCGCCUACCACACCAGCUGCCAAUCAAAACCCUUCUGCUCAGUCCCAGGCUGCCCCUGAGGAGCGCAGGGUGGCAUUUGACAUCGGAGAUUCUGAUGAUAUUGACAAUGUCAAGGAACGCAGGGUGGCGUUUGACAUUGGAGAUUCCGAUGACACAGACUACAGCAUUGCAAAUGGUGCCCCCAAACAGGUUCUAUCAAACAGUCAGGUCCAGGACAACAACCAGCAGGUCCUGCACAGCAAUGGUUCAACAAAUUCUUCCAAUCAGGUCCACUUUAAUAACCAGGUUCAGUUCAACAACAGGCCAGCGCAGAUACCAAGUAAUGGCUACAGCCAGUACCACACGGUCCACAAGGACUCCGGCCUCUACAAGGACCUACUGCACAAGCUCCACCUGGCCAAAGUUGGUGACUGCAUGGGUGAGGGGGGUGACCGACCUAUCAGGCGCAAUAACAGCUACACCUCCUACACCAUGGCCAUCAUCGGCAUGCAUGGAGACUUCAGACACAAAGAAGGGGACUUCCGUGCCAGUGAGGAUGGUGACAAAGGUGCAGGGUCAGGUGGUCAGGACCGAAAGCGUGUGCGCAUGGACAGUUACACUAGUUACUGCAAUGCAGUGGCAGAGCACACAACCCCUGAAGGUCUGGGAGAGGGUGAUGUGACACUAGAAAUGGGGAAAGACGACAGUAGCCAAAGCUCACUGGAUGAAGACAGGCUUGAGUCAGACAAGCCAGAAGUCUCAACUCUCUUCCAGUUCCUCCAAAUUCUCACUGCCUGCUUCGGAUCCUUUGCCCACGGAGGAAACGACGUUAGUAAUGCCAUCGGACCAUUAGUAGCUCUGUGGCUGGUUUACACAACUAGCAGUGUGACUUCAAAUGAACCCACACCCAUUUGGCUGCUGCUGUAUGGUGGUGUGGGCAUCUGCGCUGGACUCUGGGUGUGGGGUCGCCGAGUGAUUCAGACUAUGGGCAGGGACCUUACCCCCAUUACCCCGUCAAGUGGUUUCAGCAUUGAACUGGCCUCAGCCCUGACUGUCGUGGUAGCCUCUAACAUUGGCCUGCCUGUCUCCACCACCCACUGCAAGGUGGGGUCUGUGGUUGCAGUAGGAUGGCUGCGUUCAAGGAAGGCAGUAGACUGGCGUCUGUUCAGAAACAUCUUCAUGGCGUGGUUUGUGACUGUGCCCAUUUCGGGCCUGAUCAGUGCCGCCAUCAUGGCCAUCUUCAUCUAUGGCAUCCUGUGAGCAUCUGGGUGCACCCCAAGAAGGGGAGGAGAACGAAAAACCGCUCCAGGAGAAAGGGAGUAAAGUUGGAAGGCCAAAAUAUAUCGCUUACCUCAAGCCAACAACUUUUGAAAGAAAAAGGAAAAAAAUAGAAAUGUUUGGAAGGUUUUGUGAUAUGGGCCUGUGGUUCUUGGCUGCAUCAAUUUCAACCUAGAAUUUGCUCUUUGUUCCAGUUGGGCCACAUUAUUUCCAUUGGGAAUCUUGCAUUUCUUUGUUUUGACUUACUUUUUCAUAUUUCAUAUCUAUCAACUAAAAGCAUCAACUGUUUUGUUUUUGUUUUUUCCUAAUACUUUUUUUUUUUUUUUUUUUUUUUAAUUUACAGUUAUGUAUAUAAAACCAUGCCGUUUUAAUUUUGUUUUACAUUUGAAAGAAAUGAACAAUUAGCCUUUUCCAGAUGUAACUUCAGUCAUAACACAUGCUGAAAGUAAUGUAGAUGCAAAAGGAGUAUUUUUAAGUGAAAAUAAGGUUAUUGGUGUGUAUCUGUGUUUUGUUUUUGUUUUUUCCUCCAAUUCAAAGUAUUUGUUACUGAUGAAUUAAUAUUGUAUCUGGCUUCCUGGUAUCCCUUAAAAUGGGGUAUCUAUCUUCCUUUCUCUUGUUAGAACAACAUUGACCUUAAAAUGUAAAUUCAUCGUGGUUGGUGUUCUACCAUACAUACAAAUUAUGUAAUCAUGUUCACAGCACUGCAGUUUUGUCUUUAUGACACACUACUAGCAGAAUAAUUUACUAUGGUAGAAGCUCUAAUUGUACACACUGGAUAACCACAUGCAGAACGAUACAUACAAAAUACAGUUUCAUUAUUAUUUAAAAAGUCAGCACACAUCUGGCCGGAAAUGACAAAACCCAAAUGGUUUAAAUCGAUGGCCAACCUGCGAUUCAACUUCUUUCAUCCGGAUCUCCUGAGGCUCUAUGUUCUUGAUCAGUGCAGAAGUAACUGCCUGAAAUAACUUGGUUACUUGAAUUUGAGAAAUGUAACAGAAUGUCAACUACCAUGAGCAUAUUCUCUCAAACAAGACCUUAAGUCUCCUGCUAAAACUUGACUGCAUCAUCCUUGGAGGUGAAAUGCUUUAGGACUGCUUCAGCCAUGUUUUUCUGAUUCACCUUGUAUCAUCUACUUCCCAGUAUGAUUUUUCUUCAGUGGAAUUUGCACCUAUAUAGACAUUUGGGUUGCUCUAGUUUUCCUCUUUCUGCCCUGGCCCUGAAGAGCUGGAUAAGGUUGUAAAUCGGGGGGUGGGGAUUCUUUAAAACUGGAAGUUAUGUGGUGGUUUGGGUUGGAGCUGAUCUGGUCUCGUUUGAACGAGGACAGACAAGUUGCAUGCCACCAGCGUGUGGUUAUUUGGCUGCAGUACUAAAUGCAUUUAGACCUAUAGAUGCUAUAGCUGCCUUAACUGUUUUAUUUUCCGUUAGGUACCAAAGAAAAGAGUUCUUUUGUUUUUGUUUUUUUUUUUAAAUGCACAUCAACAUACUCUACUCCACAGUGUUGGAUUAAAAAAAUAAAUAAAUAAAAAAAAAAG
Messenger RNA from Scatophagus argus, 3747 nucleotides. It is a transcript of the gene slc20a1b, whose product is annotated as solute carrier family 20 member 1b. Bases 68 to 2197 code for a protein of 709 amino acids. Gene Ontology annotation, cellular component: membrane. The transcript is spliced from 10 exons. The record is from RefSeq and is a predicted model, not a curated record. Lineage: Eukaryota; Metazoa; Chordata; Actinopteri; Scatophagidae. Gene Ontology annotation, molecular function: phosphate transmembrane transporter activity. Gene Ontology annotation, biological process: phosphate ion transmembrane transport.